CUCUUAGUUGUUAAAUUCUGGUUGGAGUUCAAAGUAGUAAAAAAAAAAAUUCAAACGGAAAUGAAAGUCUUUGGAAGUUUGAUAAUUUGCACGGUCCUUUUGGGUUUUGUUUUCGCCCUGCCCAUGAUCAGCCGUGUGGAGACUGAUCCUGAAUUGACAGCUGGCUUUGUGGAGGGUGAUAUGGUCUUGGAUACCAAUACCCGUAAUGGUUUGCGAGACGAGGUUUACCAAUGGCCCAAUAAUACCGUCUUCUACAAAUUCCACACUCAGUUUGACUCAGCCCACCAUAAUCACAUUUUACGUGGCAUGGAAAUCCUGGAAAGUGUCUCCUGCAUACGUUUCCAAGAGGCCGAUGAGAAUACCCCCCAUUUCGUAAACAUCACCGGCAUGGAUGGUGGCUGCUAUUCCAGCGUUGGCUACCGUCGCACUGGAGCUCAGAACUAUAAUUUGCAAUUAUAUCCCUUGGACCAGGACUGUUUCCGUUUGGGCACAAUUGUCCAUGAAUUUUUGCAUACCCUUGGCUUCUACCACAUGCAGAGCAGUGCUAAUCGUGAUGAGUAUGUGUUCAUCAAUGAGACGAAUAUUCAAGAUGGCAAACUGCACAAUUUCAAUAAAUAUGAUGAGACCGUUGUCGAUGAUUUCGAUGAGGGAUAUGAUUACGGCAGCGUUUUGCACUAUUCCGCCUAUGCCUUUUCGGCCAAUGGCGAGAUGACCAUUGUACCUUUGUUGGAAGAAGAAGCUGCUGGUAUUAUGGGUCAACGGCGAGGCAUGAGCAAGAGUGACAUUAGUCGUUUGAAUUUAAUGUAUCGUUGUCCGGUUAAGGUGUGAAAAUGUUUAAUUUUUUUUAUCAAAAUUAAAUAAUUUGCCAAUAAAUGUGACAAAUUCGUGUUGAUGAAAAAAUAUUUGAAGUAUGCUUCAUG
Messenger RNA from Musca domestica (house fly), 920 nucleotides. Its product is annotated as seminal metalloprotease 1-like. NCBI's taxonomy places the organism in Eukaryota, Metazoa, Arthropoda, Insecta, Diptera, Muscidae. The coding region runs from base 61 to 828 and encodes 255 amino acids. Gene Ontology annotation, biological process: proteolysis. The record is from RefSeq and is a predicted model, not a curated record. Gene Ontology annotation, molecular function: metalloendopeptidase activity; zinc ion binding. The transcript has 2 exons.